Molecule: messenger RNA, 1464 nt
Organism: Mercenaria mercenaria
Lineage: Eukaryota; Metazoa; Mollusca; Bivalvia; Venerida; Veneridae
Exons: 1
Coding region: 1-1464 (487 amino acids)
Source: RefSeq, a predicted model, not a curated record
AUGGCGACAGGUUGGAAUAAUUCCUCAACUUCUACACACGACUAUUAUGACGCCUUAGAACAGCUUGGAUAUACAAAAACUAUGUCAGAGAAAAGAGUAAAAAUAUACAAUGCCAUAGCAGAAAAUAGUACAUUAUUUUGUAGAAGAUCUAAGCGAAAAAACAUUGAUGUCCUAAUUCUCGGAAGCCGCGGAGAAGGCAUUGGUAUAUGGGGCAACAGUGAUGUGGACAUGCUUUAUGUUCAGCGUUGUGUUAAAUGUGCUGACAGUUAUACACGUUCUAACACAAUGGCAAAUGCCCCCGUUUUAUUCCAACUAGAGUUUGAAAAUGUCGAAAGUGGAUACACAAUGCUACGAUUGAUGUCAAUUGAGUAUUCAAGAAACGACAAACAGUUCAUCAGAAACAUACAGAAUGCACUUGUUCAAAAAAAUGGCUAUCAUUAUCUUAGAAAUGAUCAGGUAUUUACAGCCGCUGUGGAUCAUCACCGUGAAGGAAUUGCUAGGCAACAAUUCGUGUUCGAUGACACUACAGGUCCAGCACGAAAAAUCAUAUGCGAAUUGCCAUUUUUAGACAACUUGUCAGUAGAUCGUGUUUUAGCUUUGCCGUGUUCGUCUCCGUCAAUAAUUAACGAUUGGUGCAAUCGAAAGAGAAUGUGUGGCUGGCCGAGCAAGGACUUGCUAGACAAGGUAAAAGAUCUAGAUGUGUUUGUCGUACCCGUAGGUGUUAGAGAAAGUGUUGAUGAAGUCUUACAGUGGAGAAUUUCUGUUACUUUAGCUGAACAAACAUUAGUACAUAGUUUUAGUGACACGCAAAUAAAGUUGUAUGCCGCAUUGAAAAUGCUAACAAAACAUGAAUUACAUCCAGUUUGCGAAAACGUAAGUUCUUACGUUGUGAAAAAUAUAAUUUUCUGGAUGAUUGAAGAGACUCCUGCUGAGAAGUUCACGAGAGAAAAAUUCGGUGAUUGUUUGUUUCACCUGCUUAAACGUUUUAAAAAAUGUGUGACAUGGAGAUAUCUUCCAAAUUACAUGCUUCCAUCUAACAAUAUGUUAAAAAACAGAAUAUAUGAGAAAGAAAGAGUAGAAUUGAUAUAUCGUUUAGACUUAAUGAUAGAAGAAGGAAGUAGCGUGUUACUUCGGUGCCCAUUGGUCAGAGAGAUGACUGGUGUACCAAAGGAAAUAUUUCAACAGAGAAUAAUUUUUCUUGAACUUGCAGAACAAGCAGCUCUCUCAUUGUUUUGUAUUCCGCCGUCCCAGUUCAAAAUACUUACGCAGAGAAAAAUCAUACACAAGUCGCUGUUCUAUCUAACAGUUGGAGAAAUAAUGAAAAUAGUUUUAAAACAUGUGUUUCCGCUUAUACGAAGAUAUAAUCCAUUUGAAUAUUUUAGGCACGUGAUUUCGAUGGAGGAUGACGAAAUUUUGAGACGCCUUUUUGAGGGUGUAUUUCUCUAUUUACAGAAAGAUGAAUAG